Messenger RNA from Daktulosphaira vitifoliae (grape phylloxera), 1307 nucleotides. RefSeq names its product sentrin-specific protease 1-like. Gene Ontology annotation, molecular function: cysteine-type peptidase activity. The coding region runs from base 156 to 1010 and encodes 284 amino acids. Lineage: Eukaryota; Metazoa; Arthropoda; Insecta; Hemiptera; Phylloxeridae. The transcript has 2 exons. The record is from RefSeq and is a predicted model, not a curated record. Gene Ontology annotation, biological process: proteolysis.
AAAAAAAGGCAAAUUACUAUUUCAUUUCAAAAUGCAUGCUAUUAUUAUCAUUAAAUUUUUAUUAUUAUUUUAUACAUUAGACAAUAUAAUACUAACCCUAAUUUUAUUGCAUGCUUAACCUUAACACUAAUCAUUACAGGAUGUAAUUCAUCAACAUGCAAAAUUCACAUUGGAUAAUGUCGUCAGAUGUACCAACUUUUGUUUACAAUGACUCAACCAUCAAUAAAUUCAUGGAGCUCAUAGUCAAAAUAUCUCAAUCACAAAUAUAUGCAUUUGACACUCUUCUCCUUCUAGAAAUUAAAAGAAACGGGUUUGAAGCAGUCCAUCGACGAAUAAGAAACAAUCUAUUUGAGAAAACACUUCUUCUCGCCCCGUUUCAUGACAACAAUCAUUAUUGGAAUUUAGCAAUUAUUCAUGUAUAUAAUAAAGAAAUAAUACUACAUAAUUGCACGAACUACAUCAUCACUGACAUGAUAGAGAAAUUACGUCAAUUUAUCAUAUCAUGUGAACUCAAGCAAUAUGGUUUAAAUUCUCAUUGGCAAAUUUAUAAGGGUGAGACAACAAUAUUAGAUGAUAAUCAUAACUCUGGUCCAUGGAUUCUGGAGAUCGCUGAGAUAAUCUCUAGAAAUGAUAAUCCAAUGAUCAAUCUUUCUCUUAUGAAAGAUUAUACUAAAAAACAUAAACAAAUACUAGAAGAAAACAUUCUACACCUUUAUCAUGAUCCAGCACAAUUCUCCAAUCCACCACCUCUAAGACCACCAACGCCAACCGGUAUCAAAGUAAUACAAAUAGAUCACUCAAAGAAGAAAACACUAAAAAACAAACACAAUAAAUAUUUGAAGAAUCUAAGAAAGAAAACCAGAUAUAGAAAAUACUAUAAAUACAUUAAUAUGAAAAGAGAAUUACUAUAUAAACCUAUUAUAUUAAAAACACUAAAACCUAGGAAAACAUCUUAUUCAACAUCUCAAGAAAGAAAAAACGAGAUGAAAUCCAAUCAAUCAAAUCAAUGAAUGCUGUCCAGGAAAGUAGUACAAUAGUAAUUACCACAAAAAAGAAAAUCAAAUAAGAAGAAAACAAUCAAAUAGUAGGAAUAAUCACUUUAAUAUCAUUAUUUAAAUCUGUUAAAGUAAUAUUAAAUAUGCUUCACUUAUUAACACAAUUCAUUAUUGUUCAAUAAAAUUAAUUAUAUGAUGUUAUUUUAUAAUCAACAAAAAUUAAAGAAUAAAAUAUUGUACCACCAAAUUCUAUCCUAUUUGUCAUAAACAAGAAUAUAUAUAACGCAUUUAAGAUUGCAAUCUUUAAUUUAC